This is a messenger RNA of Aspergillus melleus, 2204 nucleotides long. RefSeq lists its product as uncharacterized. Bases 133 to 1839 code for a protein of 568 amino acids. NCBI's taxonomy places the organism in Eukaryota, Fungi, Ascomycota, Eurotiomycetes, Eurotiales, Aspergillaceae. The record is from RefSeq and is a predicted model, not a curated record. The transcript has 2 exons.
CUCUGGACUUUUGCGGGCGCCCGUUGAAGCCUUGACCUCAUCUCUUAUCCCGUACAUAUCGCUGGUGGCGCCUUGCAGAACGAUCGUUGAAACAAGAGUCCUCUCGUGGGUUGCUGACCCCUCCCACCAAGGAUGGAUCUCUCCAAACUCACCCGUCCGGCCAUCCUCUGCCAGUGUUCUCGUUGUUCGAGUUCGCUGGCCGCCCUGGAGAACGAGUGGGCGAAAUUGUCGAAUUCCUAUUCCGUUGCGGCUGGAUGGUUGAGCGUCGAACUGCACCGCAUUUCGAUUUCCUCGGAGAAAAAGCAGGUCCCGCAGUCGUCAGAUUUGAACCUCUUGCGGGGCCGGAUCCUGCAGGAAGUUGCCUGUAAACUCUGUCAGCAAAAGUUGGGAGUAUUGUGCGCGCUGGACAAUGGUCCCAAUGUCUUUUGGAAGCUGUCGAAAGUUUCCUUUAGGGAAAUCGUUACGAUGCGCACGGUAGAGCCUUCCUUCAAGGAGGGCGCUCUCGAUCGUCUGAUGAAUGCGACACCCAAAGAGCCAGCAAAAAGAGACCGAACCUCCAUCCAGCCGGGGGCGCUGGUACCGGCCGGUGCAAACGAAAUCGACCCCUACAACGCGUCCGUGGAACAACAGAUUCAGUAUCAGGGUGUCAGCAUCGACAACAUUUCGAGCUCCGUCAAUAAUCUCCACGAUACCAUGUCCGAACUGAAAAAUGCUUUCACAGCCCUUCGCAUCGAGCUCAAUGGCCCGGGACAAUUCCGUGAACUGGGCAACCCUUCUGGCCACGACUUCAACAUGAUCACAACUGUUUUACGCGAGCUUAAAUUCAAGUCGGACGAAAUCGAAAAACUGAAUUUAGAAAUCGAGGCGCUGAAAAUGAAGAACCGAUAUAUGGAGGAACAGGCUGGGAGGUUGCCGGCGCCUUUGCCACCGCCCGAUGAAGCGAUCUCGCAGGUGCGCAGCCCCGCUAUACUCCAUGGAAGCAGGAAACGCCCAUUGCCGGACUAUUUCGAGAGUGGUGGUCGAACACAUCCGAUCGCAGACUCUUUCGACGAUGAUGAUGACGACGACGACGACGACAACGUUAGCAUCGGUGAUUUUUUAGCUGAGCCAAGUAUUGCACCGGUGAAAAUUCCUCUCAAGGAAGCUGAACAUACGCCGGCUGCCCACACACCCCUCGAGCCUACCUCUAUCGACUCCGCGAACCUUCGGAUUGAAGUCUCACAACCACAAGGUUCGACUUCGCACCCCGAGACACCUACUAUCGCCGGAAACACACAACAGCAGGCAGUCACAAAGCGGCCUCGUGUAUCUCAAUCUACGGGCAGACCUGCAUCUAGCGGGACUGCCGCCGAGAAAAAGAGGGGGGCUGGUCGUCCGCGGAAGUCCAUCAGCCAGGCACCAAACCUAGAUUUUUCUGAAAACCCUAAACCCACACCUUUGUCUGAACAGAACGGAAAUGCCCUUGGCAGCAAUCAGAUGGAGAAUCCACCCUCGAAUCAAACCCCCAGCGAGCCUUCCAGUGCCAAGGAAAACCGUCCUGGCAGGUCACGCAGCUUACGCAGUCGGUCCCGUCCUCCAUCAAUGGCCUCGAGCAAUCGAAACGGCCAAACUGGGGGAACCGACGCGCCGGAAAUGGCACAAACGCCUACCGGUCCAGAGACUAGACAGCAAAACGGGUCAGGAAAGAAAUCUUCGUCGGCGAGGUCAAACGGUAUUCGCAUCAACAGUGAAAAUCUACUCGAUUCCGAGAAACGCAAAGCACAGGUUGCUACGCGAGACGCGAUGGCACGAUUAGCCAUGCAGCGCGAAGAAGCCAUGGAAACUGAGGAAGCUAGGUGACAUUUUGACUUUUCUCAAUGUAUUAUUGACUCUUUUUCUCUUUUGACUUUUGCAUCCCCUUCGACUCCAAAUUUGGACUCUCACUUUUAUUUUCUUGUGUGUGUGUGUGCCCUUCUCUUCAUCUUGUGUCUUAUCUCCAUGGGAUUUAUUUGGGAUGCAUCUAUUUGGAAAAGCACAAAUCCCUCGACAUCUGUUUUCAUCUGUCUGGCUUGAUCUGGCUUACUCUGGGCUGUUUCCAUCCGAUAUUGAAACUCACCUGGGGCGUUUGCAUAGUCCACAAAACAUUAACUAGGUAUAUCAUCGACAGAAUAUAGAAAAGGAAUCAGGCUAGUAAAUGAAAGCCAUUAUUCACCAUUGAUUCUCCA